AUGUUGUUUUAAAAUUUUAGCUUGACUGCGUCGUUGCGUGAAAAAUUGUAAAAUAUCGACGUCAAAGUGCAAAUAACCACAUCAAAAUAUAAAAAAAGUGAUAAUAAAUGAACAAUCCACCACGUAAUCAAUAAUUCAACGUUGCAAGUACGUGAAAAGUACGUGUUUUUGGCAUCUGUAAGUGGGCAACGAAAUUCUCUCGCUCUUGCCUCCGCGUCGCCAUUGGUGUGUACGCAUUGGCAGUGUGGUGCAUCCGUGUGUAAUUUUUUCUGCCCCAUAUGCAAAACAACGCUGGCAAAGGACCCCGAACACGAACAGCAAGAGCCUUUUGAAACCGAGUUAUGAGUGUCGCUGCAAUGACUAUGGACGAUCAGAGACCGCUGAUGAACAGUUACGACAAAAUGUCGACAGCCAAAUACGAGCAAAACAUAAACCUUAUAAGCAGUGGCGCCAGCAGUGGCAUCAGCGCGGGAGGUGUUGGUGGAGGGGGCGUGCCGCCCUCUGGCCCGGCAUCGCCCACUCCCUCCGGGUCCGAGGAGUCUCACCACCAUCCGCAUCAUCCGCACCACUCGCACCACCACCAGCACCAUACCCCCAACCAGGAGCAACAGCGCCAACAACUGCAGCAGCAAGAACAACAGCAUGCCGCUGUUGCAGAGGCUGUUGCAGCCGCCGAACAGCGCCAGCGUCUGCUCGAAGAUGAGAUCGAAACCCUCAAGCUGGAGCAGGUACGCAUGGGGCAGAUCUGUGCCGAUGCCCAGCGUCGCGAGAAGAUCCUUAUGCGGCGGCUGGCCAACAAGGAGCAGGAGUUUCAGGACUAUGUGAGCCAAAUUGCCGAGUACAAGGCACAGCAGGCACCGACAGCCCUGGCGCUGCGCACCGCUCUUUUGGAUCCGGCUGUCAAUCUGCUCUUUGAGCGACUCAAGAAAGAGCUAAAGGCCACAAAGACCAAGCUGGAGGAGACCCAGAACGAGCUGUCUGCAUGGAAAUUUACGCCGGACUCCAACACAGGCAAGCGGUUGAUGGCCAAGUGCCGCCUGCUCUACCAGGAGAACGAGGAACUGGGCAAGAUGACAUCGAACGGAAGGCUAGCAAAGCUAGAGACUGAACUGGCCAUGCAGAAGAGCUUCAGCGAGGAGGUGAAGAAAUCGCAAUCGGAGCUGGAUGACUUUCUGCAAGAGCUCGACGAGGAUGUGGAGGGCAUGCAGAGCACCAUAUUGUUUCUGCAGCAGGAACUGAAGACCACACGCGAUCGCAUACAAACGCUGGAGAAAGACAAUGCUCAGCUGAAGCAGGCUCACACGAAGGACGAUACCGUCGCGAUGGCACCACCCACCACCAACGGCACCAACAAGAUGUCGCCGCCACAGACGCCGACUCCCUCGACAAUAGGAAAACUAGAGCCGAUCGACGAGAACGUCGCACUAGAGAGCAAAGCCGCACAUCCCGACUAUCUGAACGGAGAUACCAGGAGCGUUAAUAACAACGAACAAAUUUUGCCCAGCUCUGUUCCCGGAGAGCAUAUUCUGCCCGAUGAUGUGAACAACAGCAAUAGCAACGGUAAUGGGAAUGGAAAUGCCGCGCGAUUGGCACGCAAGAGGAACUACGAAGAGGAGACGACCACGAACAUGGUGACACCGACCCCUGUGAGCUACAGUGUGGAGGAAAUGACCACGGUGAGGGAAGUGAGUACACCCAGAAUACUGCCGCCCAAGAAGUCCAAGCUGCGAGGCAUGCCGACGCGACGAAGCUCCCAGUUGGAGGAAGAACUACAUGCAGCAGCGACGGUAGCAGCUACGGUGGCAACGCCACUGAUCCUCGAUAAUUCUGCUACUGGAAUGGUCAGCGAAGAGGCGACAGCUGUUGCACAGCCAACAUUAGCGAGCGUGGAAUCCGGAGCAGUAUGCCCCGAGUCUAUUGAAGCGGGAGUAGUGGCGGGGCCUGCCCGCAUCUCGACGCGACGUCGGUCCGUGCGUAUGCAGCAGAACGGAGCCGGACCCUUGGACUACUCGACCUAAGCGGAAUAGGGCCUUUUUCAAAAGGGUCGCGCGCACUUUAUGAUUUUUUUUGUCAUAUUAAUCGUUAAAUCCUGACGUUUAUAUUCGUGAAUUGAGAUUUCCAAACUGAGAGAGACUUCUUAAGAGUAAUAUGCUAUUAUAAUUUACUGUAAUCGACAAAUUUUUUUUACACAUUUGUCUUGUAAAAUACGUUUAGCAUUGUGUUUGCAUUCACCAUAUAGGCAUAAUUGCACAGAAGUCCCUGAUACACAUAUGAUCUACUGCUAUUUAACAUAUGAAUUUAAAUAUAGAGAGUAGAGUGUAUCCCACAUACUAUACAUAUGAACGAGCUAAAGGUUGAAUCGACAAACGAUCACAUAUUGAACCAGCUGAAUGAAAUCUUGCACAUAACGAGACACGUCAUCUAGAUAAAUUAGAUUUUAAUUACUAGCGUAAGGUCAUUUUUUGUAAUACCAUGAAAGUUCUGUAAAAUAAUAUAAAACUUGUGUUAAAAUAAAUUGUUAAGCAUAACGAAAAUUUCAA
Drosophila miranda is the source of this 2540-nucleotide messenger RNA. It is a transcript of the gene fl(2)d, whose product is annotated as pre-mRNA-splicing regulator female-lethal(2)D. Gene Ontology annotation, biological process: regulation of alternative mRNA splicing, via spliceosome. Gene Ontology annotation, cellular component: nucleus. Bases 342 to 2018 code for a protein of 558 amino acids. The record is from RefSeq and is a predicted model, not a curated record. The transcript is spliced from 4 exons. NCBI's taxonomy places the organism in Eukaryota, Metazoa, Arthropoda, Insecta, Diptera, Drosophilidae.